UACCACCUACAGCCCUUCAGCCCCUUCACGUCAGAUUAAGUCAUCGCUCGACACAACUUGUCCAGCCCGGUACCAUACACUUCUAGUCCAGUAUAUACUAGCCUACCUGUCAGAUAUAAUCAUACCUUUCUUUCCUCACGGACCGGACCUUGGAUGGGCAAAUAUAUUUUACGUUACUACCCGUCGCGUAGUCGCUGUCAACCGACUCGAGGACUACUUUGUUCCUUUCACAUUUCUAUAUUCUAUAUUUCUUUCUUCAACCUAUCUUAGAUUUACAGUCGACAAAAUGGGACGGAGAAAGAUUGAGAUCAAAGCUAUCAAGGACGAUAGAAACCGCUCUGUCACGUUCCUGAAGCGAAAGGGCGGCCUUUUCAAGAAGGCGCAUGAGCUGUCCGUGCUCUGCUCCGUCGAUGUCGCCGUGUUUAUCUUCGGCAGCAAUAAGAAGCUCUACGAGUACUCCUCGAGCGACAUGAGAGAUUUGAUCACAAGAUACCAAUAUCAUGGUGUUCCGAACGAACAUAAAGGACCGCACGAUUUCAAUGGCGGCGAUGACGACGACGACGAAGAUGGCGAAGGUACUCCUCCGCAUGGCCACGAAGGCUCUGUCGAGCCCCAGAUGAUCCCUCCCCAUUUUCAAGGCCAACAUCCUUUCCAACACUUGAGGCAUCAUACUCCCUGCCCUUCGCCUCCCGUUAACGGAAUGCCAUUCGCACCUCGGGGCCACACACCGCAACCACAAAUCGUGUCUCGUCCAUCGUCUCGAAAUGAUCCUCGUCGCGACCUGCGCGUCCCUCAGCCGGGACCUCCCCAGCCAGUUACCAACGGAUACGCGUAUAUGCCUCAGCCAGCUAUCUACAACCCGCAGAGCCAAUCUACUUACCAGCACGGAAUCCCGCCGCCAGCUCCAGCUCAAUACCAAUACAGCAAUGCUCAGCCGCUUGUACAAGUCCAGCAGUAUAUGGAAGACCAGCGCCGAUCGUCCGUACCUCCUAGCUAUCCUCAGCAGGGACCCCCGCAACCUCCGCGUCCUUCUCCGCCGCAAUCUACUCACCAGUUACCACCGCAGCAAGCUCCUCACACGUCUCCACAACCGCCCCCUCAGCAUCUAGAGCCCCCGCAGCACCAGCACCAGCACCAACACCAGCAUGCGCCGGAACCGCAACAACCUCCUGCGCCCGUGGAACCGAAGCACGAACCGCUCCAGGAGAGAUCCAGCCAGCCUCGAUUGGAUACUGUGUCCGCGAUCAAGAAAAUGCCGCAGCGUAAGCAACAUAGCAUUUUCACUCCGAUUGACGAGAACCGAUCGAUUUUGUCUCAGCAUAUGGCCUCGUUCAACGCGGAACCCCGGACAAAGGAUGAUGGAAGCCGAUCGCAGUCGGUAGACGUGAGCGCCGUUUCGCGAUCCAAAUCCGAUUCUUCCCCUCCUCUUCCCCAGCGCUCUAACACUUCUAACUUGAGUCAUUCUCGCAAUUCUAUUCCUACAAUUCCCGAGACUACAUUCACCCCUCCUUCUCGCUCGAACAGCCUAAAGGUUGGCGGCGGAGCGCGCCCCCGUCUAAAGGUACAGAUCCCCGAGGAGCAGUCUGACAACGGUAGUACAGCUGGUGGUGAUACGGCCACUUCACCCCGCACUACCACGGACACGACCACGCAAGUGACGCGCCGGAACGGCAUAGAAGGCCCCGGGACUGGGGUAGUACUCCCCCCUCCUUCGCCAUCAGCAUCGGCUAUGCUAUCUGCGGGAGCCACUGGGCCGCCAAAUCCAUUCGCUAGACCCCAUCCUCAAACUCAGAAUAAUAGUAUGAACAUCGAUACGCCCGUAUCGGCGCUCCCAUCAAGGUUUCUUAACAACGAGUUCUUGCCUAGUCCCAGCAGUUUCUAUCCGGAAUGGAACUUCCGGGGUACUGAUAGUAACACACUUCCGAGUCCUCUGAAUUUUGCUACGCCGGUGGUUGGUUCGGGCCCUUCUUUUCUGAGGGACGACACCGGACCGAGCGCUACAAAGCGGAAGAGCCCGGAUAUAACGGCCGGUCAUGGUUCGGACGGGCCAGAAGGCGGCGAGCCCAAGAGAAUAAGAGUUGACGGCUAAUGGCAUGCCGUCAUGAUUCUAACUCUGGGGCCUUUUGGCUAGUUAUAUAUUUAUCCCGUUUCAGUUUAAUUCGUAUUCAUAUCGCGACUCAGCU
Messenger RNA from Daldinia decipiens, 2183 nucleotides. RefSeq lists its product as uncharacterized. Gene Ontology annotation, biological process: positive regulation of transcription by RNA polymerase II. The coding region runs from base 287 to 2089 and encodes 600 amino acids. NCBI's taxonomy places the organism in Eukaryota, Fungi, Ascomycota, Sordariomycetes, Xylariales, Hypoxylaceae. The transcript is spliced from 4 exons. The record is from RefSeq and is a predicted model, not a curated record. Gene Ontology annotation, molecular function: protein dimerization activity; RNA polymerase II cis-regulatory region sequence-specific DNA binding; DNA-binding transcription factor activity, RNA polymerase II-specific.